Messenger RNA from Linum trigynum, 4606 nucleotides. Lineage: Eukaryota; Viridiplantae; Streptophyta; Magnoliopsida; Malpighiales; Linaceae. The record is from the annotation of a GenBank genome assembly.
AAUAUGAAAAUAGAAGUAUCAAACACCACAAAAUACUUAUAGGAGACUUAGCGGGCUAACUAACCAUGAUAGAAAAGUACUAUGUUUUUCAUAAUUUUUAACUUCCUUUAUGUUUUGUAUUAAUGAAGUACAACAAAUCUGUCUAGUCUAAUUGGUUACAAUUCUUGUCUUUAAUGGAAGAGACCACGGUUUAAAUCCUAGCAUUGAUUUUUUUUUGGGUGUGCCUACGGUGACAUGCAUGUCACGGUGACUUGCACUUUCCGGUCGACCUCAGUUAGGAUUAGGUCGACCUCAUUUAGAAUUCGGUCGACCUCAUAUAGGAUCUGGUCGACCUCAUUUAGGAUUCGGUCGACCUCAUAUAGGAUCAGGUCGACCUAAUCUAUUGUUUCAGUGUAAAAACAGUUCAUGGUGCCUACUUUGGAUAUUCAUAUCAUACAAUUGGCUGGAUGGAAAUUGAAGACUAAUGACUUGUUUUGAAGCUAGAGUGUCCCUCUACAUAUUGAAGUGGAAGAGAGCUCGAUAGGAAGUCCAGAAGACCAUUUUUGAACCUCGUCAAAAGGCUAUGCCAAAACUGGGAAACUGCCUGAAAAUGGCCAAGUCUGAAAACGUGUUUGUGAAGCCUAUUUUGGAGCUCAAUUCGAAAAGCAUGAAUGCGAGUCGAGUCCAGGAGCCUCUAACACGUUAAAUUAGGUAUGUUUUAUACAAAUUCAAGGCAUUGGAUGAAAGAUUGGAUAUCUGUAAGGCUUCAAACAAAAGGGUCGAAGUUGCUACGAAGACUGUUUUUCUGGCUAACUUUGAGCACAAGCAAGCUGCCAGAAAAAUAGCCUCCGUAGCAACUGCGAGCCUUUUGUUUGAAGUCUUAAAGAUAUUCAAUCUUUCAUCCAAUGCCUUGCCUUUGUAUAAUAAAAUACGUAAUUCAACGUGGUAGAGGGCCCUGGACUUGACUCGCAUCCAUGCUUCUCAAAUUGAGCUCCAAAGUAGGCUUGACAAACACGUUGCCAGACUUAGCCAAUUUCAGGCAGUUUCCCAGUUUUGGCAUAGCCUUUUGGUCAGGUUCAAAAAUGGUCUUCUGGACUUUCUAUUGAGCUCCCAAGUACUUUAAUGUGUAGAGGGACACUUCAGCUUCAAAACAAGCUCUUAAUCUCCAAUUUCCAUCUAGCCAAUUGUAAGAUAUGAAUCUCCAAAGUAUACAUCAUGAAACUGUUUUUACACUGAAACAGCAGAUUAGGUCGACCUAAUCCUAUAUGAGGUUGACCGAAAAGUGCAUGUCACCGUAACAUGCAUGUCACCGUAGCAAAGUCCUAUUUGUUUAUAUGAAAUAAAAAAUUGAUUGUGUAAACGAAAAUACCCUUCCUACUUUCACUCUCGUUAAAGUUGGAUUCUUAUUAUUAAAAGUGUGAACAUUUUACACAAAGAAUAAAACGUUUGUUGAUCUAUUAUUAAUAUGAAUUAGACGCUCGGCGUCUGUCUUUUAACCAAAAAAAAGAAUAAAACGAUUUGUUACCGUUUAUGUUAAUUACCUAGAUCGGAACGAAUGAGGAUUUAGAUUCUCCAAUUUGAAACUCUCUCUGCAAACAAAACUAAAAUCGGAGCUCCGAGGGCGAGGGUGAUUAUCCUCCGCCGGUUAACAAAUUCUCUCUGCCAUGGACGCACGUCACGCAUCUCUGGGUCGACGAACUCUGGAAGAUAUUCGACAAAAGCGAGCGGCAGAGAGAUUGAGCAAAGCAUCGUCUGGACCAGAUCUCAGCAAAUCCCCAAUCCUUGCAGAUAAUGUUGGAAUAAAGAAAUCCGAGAGUGCAAAUCGACUCUCAGAGGCUGAUGUUAGUGGUUUAGUAGCGCAGCUGCAAGAACUUCAGAAAAGGAAUUCAGAGUUAGAGGAGAAGAACAGGGUACUGUCUUUCAAGCUCCAAACCGAGAAUGAUGCGAAUGAGACAUUACAAAGUCGUGUGAAUGAUCUGGAACAGAGUACAGUUCCAUCUUUAAGGAAAGCCCUUAAGGAUGUAGCAAUGGAAAAAGAUGCAGCAGUUGUUGCAAAGGAGGACCUUUCAGCCCAGCUUCGUACACUAAAGAAACGGUUAAAGGAUGCAGAAGAGGAACAAUACAGAGCUGAGGAAGAUGCUGCAGCAUUGAGAGCAGAGUUGAACUCAAUUCAGCACCAGGCAAUGAGUAAUCAGCUCAACGGUAUAACUUCCAUGGGUAUUCCAUCAGACCAAUUACAAAGCUUUGAACUUGAGUUGGCCAAUUUGAAGUCGGAUCUGCAGCAAGAAUCUACCAUGAGGCAACUCGAGCAACAGCGGUUGCUGGAGGAGAAACUCAAGGUUUCUGUCCUUGAGUCUGAAAAGCAGCAGCUGGAAGACAAACUUCUUUCUCUGUCCCAAAGUGCAACAGAACAAGUGUCAGAAGGUGUUGCUCAUAAUGUAUUUUCAAUGGAGGAUAAAGAGAGACUUGAGAAGCAGUUGCAUGAUAUGGCUGUUGCAGUUGAGAGACUGGAAAGUAGUAGACAGAAGCUUUUGAAGGAGAUUGAUUCCCAAUCUUCAGAGAUAGAGCAGCUUUUUGAAGAAAAUUCCCACCUUUCACAUUCUCUUCAAGAGGCAAUGAACACUGCCAUUCAAUGGGAGAGCCAGUUAAAGGAUUGUCUCAAGCAAAAUAAAGAACUUCGUGUAAUGCUCGAUAAAUUGAGAACAGAACAGGCAGCUGUACUGUCUUCAAGUUACAAUGACAUGCAGAGAGGCUCAAAAGAACCAGAAAGGGAUGGCUUAAACUCACAGGGAUCUGCAACUGAAGUCCUCUCUCUCAAGGGGGAGCUCGUAAAAGAACAAAGCAGAGCAGAAGCUUUAUCGGCAGAAGUCAUGCAGCUAUCGGCAAAACUCCAGCAGGCAACACAGGCAUACAUUAGUCUUGCACAUGCGUAUAGACCCGUGCUGCGGAACAUUGAAAGCAGUCUCAUCAAGAUGAAGCAGGAUGGCUCCGUGACAACUCAAUGAGAAAGCAGAGAGUAUACUAUUCAUUCAUCGUAUACUUCAUGACUAGCUGACCUCCACUGCAGGCUUUUUGUACCUACUAGAGCUUUUGAAAUGCUCGACUUUAGGGCGAACAAGCCAGCUGGAAGAGUAGAAGGGCAGUUUCCCUCAUGUUACUUUCUUCGAUUUGGGUCCAGGAAAGUAAUGUGGGGAUGCCAAAACCUUGUGUCUAUUGUGUACUCUUCAAAGCCAUCUGGAUUUGGUGGUAUUUGGGAUAACCUACGAGGCCUGUUUCUGCUGUGGGACAAUGAAAGACAACCUGAGAUACUUAUUGCCUACAGAACUCGCCUACCUUGCUACGGGAAAGAACGAUGAAUGGCUAUUACCAGAUCUCACAAGGGCGUAUUAUUUUCUCAAAACUGUAAGGUGUAUGAGUUGAUAUACAUACGUGCCACCAAAAAAUAUGAAAGCUUUCGGACUUUUAUGUGUGCCAAGAGUGCAAGCAGAAACAGAAUAUGAGGAGUCACCUUGAUUAUCACCAAUAAUCCCCACAAGAACAAACCCCAUUCCGAAAAUGGUGAAACGCUUCUCACCGGAAUCUCUUUACGUGCACAAAUUUUAUAUGAACUUUGGUAAAGGGUGACAAUCUUUCACACAACCAAAGGUGUUUGGUGAUCCGAAUUGGCUCUGCAUUGCUGGUGUUGAUGAGUCCAAAUGCUAGGGCUAAUUUCUCACUGUGGCCAAGCACAAUCCUCAUGUUAAUUGCAUGGUUGGUCACUGAGAUUACAAAAAAACGUUCAAGUUUGGUCACUCGAAAUAUUUAAAUCUAUUGGUGGUAUUUCAGUUUACUGAAACCGUUCACGUUUGGUCACCCUCCGUCCAACUCCGUUAGCUUUUACUUACAAGGCGGCCAACUCUAAAAGUUGACCGUUAAAUUUGUGACGGGAAAUUUAAAAAUAAUAAAAUUAAUAUUUUUCAAAUUGCCAUCUCAUUUCCACCUCAUUAUCACUUUAUUUAAAAUAAAUAAAAAAAUCCUAAUUUCUUCUUUCUUCUCCAUUCACAACUUCCCCCUCUCUCCAAAAAAACACACAAACAACAUUCUCCACCCAAAUGAGAAUUCGAUUCCGAUUAGGGUGCUACCCACGAUGAAGACGCGGAGAAGAGGUAAUUCCGACCGUUGUAGUCUGUGGUGGAUGCGUUGUCGGGCCCUGUUUCGGAGUUGAGAUUCUCGAUGCAGAGUUGGAGGGAUCUGUCGCAGAGGGAGGAGCGUUUUGCCCCGUAAGCGAUGGCGGGUUUUAGGAUUGGGGAAGGAGGAGGAGUCGGAUGGGAUUCAGAUAAUGUUUGGAGGAAGCUCCACCUGCCCGAUUCACCAUUAACACUAUGUUCAUAAAUGGCAGAAAGUGAAAUGGAGGGAAAGAAAGGGAAGAAAGCACAAAUAACGAGGACUUGUCCCCUGUUCUUAAGGAGAGAAUGGGUGGAGGGAAUGGAAAUGGGAAGGGAAAGGUUCCUGUAGAACCCUACCCCCAAUUUGGACAGAAAGCUCUCUGGUGGGUCAUUCUUUUUUUUUUUCUUUCUUUCCUUUGUUUUGCUUUACGUAUGAUGAAGAGUUAGACAUAUAUAUUUUGUUAUAAAUGGUAACUUAUCAC